GUUCAGGAACACACUUUAUCUCCACAACACAGGGCAGCCGUGAAGUCCUUACAAUCAGCCUCUCGGUCUUUAGACAUGAGUGUGAGCUGAUAGUAUGCGUUCAACAGCAUCCUGGCAUCCACCAUCCUGCUGCUUCACCUCAAUAAAACCUAGUGGGACUAUUCAGUGCGAGUUGUGAAAAUGGCGAAGGAGGGUUUCCAGCUCAGAGCUUAUGACAGCGAAGACCGUGCUGAGGACACCGAGCUGCAGCCAGCUGAUUUCCCAACAUCAUCACUAGCAUCCCUCCAUCUCAGGGAUGAUGAUGUGGUCAGCCACAAGGGCACCAACCAUAUGGUUGAUAAUCCUGAGCCCCACUCUGUAUUCCCUGUUACGAUGUCACCACCACUCAACCAAUCACAACUAGGGAAGGAUGCAUCAAUUGAUACUAGGCCUGAGCCUACAUCAGCAGCACAAGAGUUGUUGGAGACGAAGAUGGGUCAAAACGACAGCGGGGCUCAGUCUUGUUCCCUGACAGCAUUCCUGCAGGAUCUUUCCUCUCCAGUUGAUCAUGAUGAUGUGUUUCCUGUCCCAAGAACUAACUUCGCCAAGGAAGGAGACCUUCAAUCUAAGAACAAAAUAACCAAAGCCAUGGCAGCAUGUGGGUGCAACUCUGAUGACAAUCAUCUUUCAGAGGCAGAUUGGUACUGGGGGAAUAUCUCAAGGGAGGAAGUAAAUGAGAUGAUGAGAAACACUCCUGAUGGGACAUUCCUGGUUCGAGAUGCUUCUAGCAAGGUGAAAGGGGAAUACACUCUCACACUAAGAAAAGAUGGAACAAACAGACUGAUAAAGAUCUUCCAUCUGGGGGGAAAGUAUGGUUUCUCUGAGCCACUGGCCUUUCCGUCUGUGGUAGACCUGAUUCAGUAUUACCAGAACAAGUCUCUGGCCCAGUACAACUCUAAACUGGACACAAGGCUUCUCUACCCCUUAUCCAGAUACCAGCAGCAGGUUGUGAUGGAAAUUGACAUUGAUGCAGUUGGAGAACAACUGAGAAUACUUCAGGAUCAAUACAAAGAGAAGAGCAAAGAAUAUGACCAUCUGUUUGAGAAGUUUAACCAAACAUCCCAGGAACUGCAAAGCAAGCGGACAGCCAUAGAGGCUUUCAGUGAAAUCAUUCGGAUCUUUGAGGAGGAGUGUGAGACUCAGGAGCGCUACAGCAAAGAAUACGUUGAUAUGUAUCUUACAUUAGACGGCAGUACAGAGACUGACAAAAUUCAUAACAAUUCAGAUGAUCUGCAGUCCAGGGUGGAGGAGAUCCACAGCAGCAAGAAGAGGUUAGAGGAGGAGCUGAGGAUGAAGGCGCUGGCUCACAUGGAGGUAGACAAAAAGAUGAACAGACUGAAGCCAGACCUUGUGCAGCUCAGGAAGAUCAGAGAUCAAUACCUUCUAUGGCUCACACAGCAAGGAACUAAACAGAGCCAGAUCAAUGAGUGGCUUGGUCUCAAGAAUGAAGAGGAAGAUCCAUACACCCUGGCAGAUGAAAGCCACCAGGAGGAGAGGAGCUGGUAUGUUGGUGGUAUGAGACGAAAAGAAGCAGAAGAACUGCUCCGGGGGAAGAGAGACGGGACCUUCCUUAUCAGAGACAGCCAGACUCAGAGAGGCUCUUUUGCCUGCUCUGUUGUUGUUGAUGGGGAUGUGAAGCACUGUGUGAUCUACAGGACGUCAACUGGGUAUGGCUUUGCUGAGCCCUACAACCUCUACUCUUCGCUGAGAGAGCUGGUCCUCCACUACCGACACACAUCCCUGAUCCAGCACAACCAGCAGCUGAAUGUAACACUGGCCUGGCCCGCUCUCAGCCAGCAGCCCAGCUGAGACACACCAGCACGCCACUCUAAUGGCGCUUACCCAAAGCUUCACCGUAUAAGCACUGAGGACGCACCAAUAUGGACACUGUUACCUGGUUCUUACAGAGUACCGGUUAGUGUUGUCACCUUACAAGAAUCUUAAGAAACAACUUCAGUAA
Molecule: messenger RNA, 1999 nt
Organism: Cheilinus undulatus (humphead wrasse)
Lineage: Eukaryota; Metazoa; Chordata; Actinopteri; Labriformes; Labridae
Product: phosphatidylinositol 3-kinase regulatory subunit gamma-like
Exons: 11
Coding region: 181-1848 (555 amino acids)
Biological process (GO): insulin receptor signaling pathway; phosphatidylinositol phosphate biosynthetic process
Cellular component (GO): phosphatidylinositol 3-kinase complex
Molecular function (GO): 1-phosphatidylinositol-3-kinase regulator activity
Source: RefSeq, a predicted model, not a curated record